CUCCGAAUAAAACUCUCUCCUCUAAGUUCCAUCUCUCCAGGGGUAACUUCAAAAUUCCUCCGAGUCCUUGAUUCCUCGCUCUCUCUACCCUUGGCAUCGCUCAUCUUCAGGCCUCGAUGCAUUGUUUUUCAGUAAAAAUAGUUCUAAGCUGUCUGUAGGCCAAGCACAAAGAGUUGCACUCACUAGAACCCUGACCAAUUCACCUGAGUGCAUGCAAUCCCCUGUGUGGUUCUUGUUCCUCCAUACCCAAUAAGCUUUGAGAACAAGGACAUGGAAAGAGGUGCAUGAACAGAACAAGUCUGCAUAUUUUGUUAACUGCAGCUAAAUUUGACUUUACAAAGGAAUUGUAGAUUCUCUUUUCUGUAAUCUAAGAAUGGAAGCUAAAAAAGAAAAGGAUAAGAAGCAAAAAUGUAUGAAAAAAGAAGAUGAUGGAGGCAAAUACUUGCAAUGGAAUCCGGAAAUGGAUAGUAGAUUGGCCGAUAUUCUUAAAAGUGAGAGACAACAAAGCCACAAAGGUGAUGGUGGGUGGAAAUCUGAAGCAUUCACUUCGGCAGUAUUGAAGAUGUCAACCAUAUAUAACAUACAUGUGAUGAAAGAUAAUGUCAAAAACCACCUAAAAGGUUGGAAAAGGACAUGUGGAGUAGUUUCUGAUAUCUUAAGCCAAAGUGAUUUUAAUUGGGAUAGUGGACGUAAGAUAAUAACCGUGGAUGACAACAAUGUGUGGAGUGAAUAUGCAAAGACACAUCCUGAGACUUCGAAGUAUCGAUUCAAGACACUUGUCAAUUGGGAUGAUAUUGUGGACUUGUGUGCGAAGGAUAGAGCAACCGGUUAUGGGGCUGAAAAUGCUGAGAAUGCCAUGAACUUUUUUUCUGGAAUACUCUUAUCAUGACCUGGUUGAUGUUGAUCAUCCUCUUCAAAUUUAGCACAAAAACUGAAGACCAUAUGCUUUCAUAUAAUGCUGGUCUGGGCAGCCAGUUUGAAAGGAAGUAGGCACAUGAUCAUGUUUACCACAAGGUCUGAUAAGCCUUCUGUAUUGCCUUAAUUUGGUUUUCCUGAUUCUUGCCACUGUACAACACUCCUU
Molecule: messenger RNA, 1081 nt
Organism: Argentina anserina (silverweed cinquefoil)
Lineage: Eukaryota; Viridiplantae; Streptophyta; Magnoliopsida; Rosales; Rosaceae
Exons: 5
Coding region: 374-889 (171 amino acids)
Source: RefSeq, a predicted model, not a curated record